CGUUUUGUGCAAGCUAUGAUGUUUGCAAUUGAAGAAAUAAACAGGGACCCUAUGCUGCUCCCGAACCUUACACUAGGUUACCAGAUUUAUGAUUCUUGUGGCAUGCCGUCCUUGUCUAUUAAAGCAGCCUUGAAGAUUUUGAAUGGGCAAAGGGAUGCUGCUUCAGAUGAGACCUGUCAGAAUGUAAAUGCUAUUGUUGCUGAUUCUGGAUCCUCACAGUCCACCGCAGUUUCAAGUUUACUCAGCCCUUUCACAAUUCCCAUGGUCAGUUACUUUUCCACAUGUGAUUGUUUGAGCAACAAAAAAGAGCAUCCGUCAUUUUUCAGAACAAUACCCAGUGAUUACUUUCAGGCAAAGGCAUUAGCACAACUGGUGAAUCAUUUUGGUUGGAAUUGGAUCGGAACAAUCAAGAGUGACAGUGACUAUGGUAAUUUCGGAAUGCAAGCGUUCACAGAAGCCGUGCAGCAGUUGAGAAUUUGCAUUGCCUUUUCUGAGUCCUUUUAUAGAACAUAUCCAAGAGAAAAAUUACUCAAAACGGUUAGAGUCGUGAAGGAGGCAAGCACAAGAGUUAUUGUGGCGUUUGUUGCUGAACGUGAUAUGGAAAUUUUGCUGAAGGAGAUUGCAAGACAAAACAUCACAGGCAUUCAAUGGAUAGGAAGCGAAGCCUGGAUUUCCACACCAAUCCUUCCAUCGGAAGAAAGCCGAAGAUUUCUGAUUGGAGCAUUAGGAAUCUCAAUACCUCAAGCAAAUAUCCCCGGUUUUCAAGCAUUUUUGUUUCAAGCGCACCCUUCUUCAGACGAAGGAAAUAGUUUACUCAAAGAAUUUUGGGAAACGACUUUCAAUUGUCGUCUGAGCUCUGCAAAGAAUCAGGCAAAUGGAACUGAAGUAACUUCUGAAUGUACAGGCAGAGAGAAUUUAAAAGCCAUUAAAAAUACCUAUACUGACGCAUCUCAGUUGAGAGUUACAUAUAAUGUGUACAAGGCAACGUAUGCUAUUGCGCAUGCUCUGCACAAUAUGCUCAGAUGUGACAUUUUGAAAAAAGCAUCCCUGAAGAACAUAUGUGACAAUCCAUUUGAUUUUCAAUCACAACAGCUAUUGCACUAUUUGAAAGCGGUUAACUUCACGACGAAGACUGGAGAAACUGUGCACUUCAACGAAAAUGGGGAUCCCGUUGCAAAGUACGACAUUGUAAAUUGGCAAAGCACAGGGGCCGGUACUGAUAUAGUUACAGUGGGAUAUUAUGAUGGAUCUGCGCCUCCAGGCCAAGAAUUCACCAUUAACGAAGAAGCAGUUAUUUGGAGUGAAGGACGAAGGAAGGUACCACAAGCAAUUUGCUCUGAAAGUUGUACUGCUGGAACCAGGAAAGCUGCCAGAAAACAGCAACCUAUUUGCUGCUUUGAUUGUGUCAAAUGUGCUGAAGGUGAGAUCAGUAAUAUUACAGAUUCAAUUACAUGCCUGAAAUGUUCUUGGGAUUAUUGGCCAAAUGAACAGCGAAAUCAAUGCAUACCGAAGAUAAUUGAAUUUCUUUCUUUUGAGGAGGUCAUGGGAAUUGUUUUAGUGACAUUGGCAUUAAUUGGAACCAGCUUCACAGUGACUGUAAUUGUAAUUUUCUGCAUUCACAUCAACACUCCUCUUGUUAAAGCCAAUAACUCAGAAAUAAGUUUUCUGCUUCUUUUUGCUUUAAUGCUGUGCUUUCUCUGCUCAAUAAUGUUCAUUGGAAAACCUUCAAACUGGUCUUGCAUGCUACGCCAUGCAGUGUUUGGUAUCAGUUUUGUGCUCUGCAUUUCUUGUGUUUUGGGCAAAACCUUGGUUGUAAUGAUGGCCUUUAAGGCAACCUUUCCUAACAAUAAGAUGAUGAAGUGGUUUGGGCCAGUACAGCAACGUCUGGCCAUUUUCAUCCUUACAUUUAUACAAUGCGUAAUAUGUAUGAUCUGGGUAAUUACAUCACCACCCUAUCCAUUGAAAAAUAUUAGUUAUUUUAAAGAUAUUAUUAUUUUGGAAUGUGAUGUUGGGUCUGUGACUGCUUUUUAUUUGGUAUUUGGCUAUAUUGGAUUUUUGUCUUGUGUUUGUUUUGUGGUUGCCUUUUUAGCCCGUAGGCUUCCAGACAAUUUCAACGAAGCAAAAUUUAUUACUUUUAGCAUGCUUGUAUUCUGUGCAGUUUGGAUAACAUUCAUUCCUGCUUAUGCGAGUUCCCCUGGCAAAUACAUGGUGGCUACAGAAGUGUUUGCCAUUUUGGCAUCCAGCUUUGGCCUACUUUUCUGCAUCUUUGUUCCUAAAUGUUACAUUAUCCUAUUGCGACCAGAGAACAAUACAAAGAAACAUUUGAUGUGCAAAGUCACUUGA
Stegostoma tigrinum is the source of this 2343-nucleotide messenger RNA. RefSeq names its product extracellular calcium-sensing receptor-like. Gene Ontology annotation, biological process: G protein-coupled receptor signaling pathway. Gene Ontology annotation, cellular component: membrane. The coding region runs from base 16 to 2343 and encodes 775 amino acids. The transcript is spliced from 5 exons. Lineage: Eukaryota; Metazoa; Chordata; Chondrichthyes; Orectolobiformes; Stegostomatidae. Gene Ontology annotation, molecular function: G protein-coupled receptor activity. The record is from RefSeq and is a predicted model, not a curated record.